Acanthocheilonema viteae is the source of this 441-nucleotide messenger RNA. The record is from the annotation of a GenBank genome assembly. NCBI's taxonomy places the organism in Eukaryota, Metazoa, Nematoda, Chromadorea, Rhabditida, Onchocercidae.
AUGUUAGGUUUGGUGAAUUUACCCAGUGAAUCCGUUGAUUUCUAUGCGCAACCGAAGAGUAAUCAUAGCAAUUUUGCAUUUCUCGGGCAGGGCAGGAACAAAUCGACGGUUUCUUAUACCGAUGAUGGGCGUCGAAUCAUUAAUGGAAAAGUAGUGGAUGGAAAAGAACCGCACGAGAUGUGGUGUAAUUUGCUAAUUAAUUUAUUCAUAAAAAGUAUUGCGAGACGUUCUGAUGAAAGCAUCGGAAUAAUGUACGAACGACGUGUAAAUGAUUCACCAGAGACUGUAUCUGUAAAUGAUACUGUGAUGAAACCGAUUCUUCCAGAGGAUAUGCUGAAUCCGAAAUCGACAAUGUUAACAGCAAUGUGUAAUCCUAAUUCAAAGAAUGGCAUGCUUGUUAACAGAAUGAUCAGAUGCAAUGCAAAUAAUGAAGACGACUGA